AACCUUUAGACUUUGGACUCAUCACCAUGGCAGCUGAGGAGAGAGAAACAGUGUCAGAGAGAGAGAAACAGAAGAGAGUCAAAGAGAGAUCUGAAGAACAACAAUGGUGAGAGCACCUUGCGUUGACAAAAAUGGUAUCAAGAAAGGAGCUUGGAGCGAAGAAGAAGAUAACCAAUUACGAGCUUACGUUCAACGUUAUGGCCAUUGGAAUUGGCGUGAACUUCCCAAAUAUGCAGGGUUAGCUAGAUGUGGCAAGAGUUGUAGAUUGCGUUGGAUGAAUUAUCUUCGACCAACUGUGAAACGUGGAAAUUUUAGUAAAGAAGAAGAAGAUCUCAUCGACAAGUAUCAUAGAGAAAUGGGAAACAAGUGGUCAGCCAUAGCUGCAAAAUUACCAGGAAGAAGUGAUAACGAGAUCAAAAACCAUUGGCACACACACCUGAAAAAACGCACUUCUAAACACAAUCAAGAUUUCUCCAAAAAAGAAGAAGAAAGUUCUUCAAUUGAACAGAUUAUGCAAUUUACAGGUCAACCUCCAAGCUUUAUUUCCAAUGAGUCAAUAGCAUCUCACAGAUUAUCAAACGAGUCAUUGGUAUCCGAAAGACUUUUUGAUGACACAUCAUCACAUUCUUCACGUAUAGAGAAUCGAUUACUGAUAGAUUUAAAUCAAGAAUAUGUUUUAGAGGAGGAAUGAAGAUAAGGGUAUCAAGUGGAAAGCUGAUAUGACAAAAGUAACUGUUUCAAAAGAGGUAAAGUCUUUAAUCCCGAAUGAAAGGAUUGAAAACUUUUUAACUGUUGUUUGUUGUAAAUUAAACAACAAUUUCCUCAACUUCCAUAUCAAUUUGUUAUUUCUUUCUUUCUUUAUAAAAUCUGUCUUAAUUUAUUAGUUAUAUGACCUACCAAUAACUUUAAUCAUGAUUUUGAGUUUUGGGGUGUUACAACUUACAAAAACAUGAAUGAGUGGGAUUUGUAACUUAUAAGCUUAUACCUACUACAACAGGCAAAUGAAAUGACCAAAAUGCCCCUAGUGAAACACAAUGAGUAAAACUGAACCUAUUUAAAGAGGGAAAAAGGGUUUAAUUGUGCCCCACCCAUCUUCCAAAUCUUGAGAGAUGCCUUAACAUUGAUGCCAGUUGCAUUGUUGAACAAGAAUACUUUGGCUGAUUCAUAGAUUGCCUUUGUAGGAUACACUCUUGAUGUUAUCACUAUUCUUCCUUCUUGUGCAAAGCUUUCUACUAUUGAAUGAUCCACCUGCAUCGAGGGCAAAUUUGUAAAACAGUCAUUUUAUUACAAACCAAGACAAAAAAAAAGUUACAAGAACCUCAAAUAGAAUUUUUUGGGACUAAAGUUGCAAGAGAAAACUUUUUGGGCCAAAAUUUUAAAAAAAUCAACUCAGGGACCAAAAAUGUAAUUUAUGGUUAUCUUUUAUAAACCCUAGUUUUAGAGAAGUCACAUACCAAUAACCUCAUGUUGUAGUUUUCACCAUGAAGGACAGGAACACUACUUCCAUACACCAUUUUGCCCACAUCUAAAAGCUUUGAUGAUCUACAUCAAAAUUAAAUUCCAUAAAUUGUUUAGCAAACUAAAUAAGGGCAAAAAUGGAAAAGGCAAAAGAAGAUAAUAGUAACCUUGAUUCAUCAGCACAAAAAUAAGUUCUCGAGGUGCCAUCAAUGUUUUUUGCAAUAUAGAAAUACACUGGAGUUUGCUCGGUUAGUGAUGCAUCGGCUAGGACCACGAGCCCAAACGGUCCCAAAACACCCCUUGCGGCUGAACCAUCACUUGUGGUGCAGUUGAACAAAACAUCGGCUUCUAGGGUUGCACCCAACAUCGCACUGUCUACCUCGAAUGAGGCAGUUAUGUCCAACUAUAAUAUUUGUCAAAAAAAUUAUCAGUCCAUAUCACUGUUAACUACAUAAAAAAAAAGUUAUUCUUCCAUUAACUUUGAGCUGUACAUUUGGCCUACACUGUAAACUAGUUAUACAGUGGCCCACUGACUGGUGUUUUCAAGGAGGCCAAUCCACAGGGGAUAGAUAAAAUGAAAAUGGUUGGUACAAUACCUGUGUGGCGGAACCUAUAUCAAGUGGUAUGAGUGAUCCAGGCUGCAACUCCACGUCUUUAAAUUCGUUGUGCUUUUUAGAUCUCAAAGUUUCAACUUCCUCAACCGGCCAUUGAAUCAAAUUUCUUUGUGUCUUAGUGUCCAAUACUACGGAUCUUGGAAUGUUC
Molecule: messenger RNA, 2220 nt
Organism: Lactuca sativa (garden lettuce)
Lineage: Eukaryota; Viridiplantae; Streptophyta; Magnoliopsida; Asterales; Asteraceae
Product: transcription factor MYB4
Source: RefSeq, a predicted model, not a curated record